GCCAUUCAGAUCAUGAUUGGACUGAUGCACAUCGGCUUUGGGGCUGUCUCAUUAACUGUUUUUGGUCAAGUCUACAUACCUUUGGCUGCAGUUGGAGGUUAUCCAUUCUGGGGUGCAAUAUUUUUCAUUAUUUCUGGAUCCCUUUCAGUGUCAGUUGAAAAUCAUCUGAGCAAGUCUUUGGUGAAAUGUAGCAUGGGAAUGAACAUCACAAGUGCUGUGAUGGCAUUAACUGGCAUAAUUCUGUAUAUCUCAGAACUGAUUGUGAAUAUCCUACCAGGUGACACAAAUCCUGUAGGUGUUGGUCUUGGUGUUCUGCUCCUCUUCUUCAGUUUGCUGGAGUUUGGCAUCACUGUUUCAACAGCACAUUUUGGAUGCCAGGUUACCUGCUGCAACGAUGACCCGGACAUGGUUUUUGUGCCCUAUACUGUCAGUGGAGGUGUGGCUUGUGCUGAAGGCCAUCCUGCCCCUCCAGCCUAUGAGGCUCUUUCUCCGAAAUGA
This is a messenger RNA of Gekko japonicus, 498 nucleotides long. RefSeq names its product membrane-spanning 4-domains subfamily A member 8-like. NCBI's taxonomy places the organism in Eukaryota, Metazoa, Chordata, Lepidosauria, Squamata, Gekkonidae. The transcript is spliced from 5 exons. The annotation marks the transcript as partial. The record is from RefSeq and is a predicted model, not a curated record. Gene Ontology annotation, cellular component: plasma membrane. Gene Ontology annotation, biological process: cell surface receptor signaling pathway.